AUGAUGACUAGCUUGAAACGAUGCUAUAAGAGAAAUCGCCCUCGUCAGGGCGAAUCACAACGUCUUCAGAUCCUUGUCAGGGUGAAUCACAACGUCUUCAGAUCCUCCAGUGGAAGGGGCGAAUCACAAUGUCUUCAGAUCCUCCAGUGGAAUGCUGCCAAUAACAUCGUCUUCAGAUCCUCCAGUGGAAUGCUGGAGGGAUGUCACAGGACAAAAAGAUCCAAGUCAAGAAAAUCCUACACCAAUGUCUUCAGAUCCUCCAGUGGAAUGCUGGAGGAAUGUAACGGACAAAAAGAUCCAAAUACAGAAAAUCCUACAAACCUUAUGGAUUUUGAAAUUUUCUAA
Molecule: messenger RNA, 345 nt
Organism: Rodentolepis nana
Lineage: Eukaryota; Metazoa; Platyhelminthes; Cestoda; Cyclophyllidea; Hymenolepididae
Source: the annotation of a GenBank genome assembly